Molecule: messenger RNA, 1230 nt
Organism: Phialemonium atrogriseum
Lineage: Eukaryota; Fungi; Ascomycota; Sordariomycetes; Cephalothecales; Cephalothecaceae
Product: c6 transcription factor
Exons: 3
Coding region: 1-1230 (409 amino acids)
Biological process (GO): regulation of transcription by RNA polymerase II
Molecular function (GO): DNA-binding transcription activator activity, RNA polymerase II-specific; zinc ion binding
Source: RefSeq, a predicted model, not a curated record
AUGGCCGAGUCCAGCGACUCGGCGACCGACAGUCCCCCCGAGUCAGCCUCCAUGAGAACAUCAGAGGACAGGGAAUCAACAGUUGCAGCAGACGAGGAUACGAAAAGGAUAGUACGCCGAAAACCCGUGCCUGGAAAGGGCCACAGGAAGUCGAGAAGAGGGUGCUAUAACUGCAAGCGGCGAAGGGUGAAAUGUCCCGAAGGCCGGCCAGAAUGCCAGCACUGCAGCCGAAUGGGCCUCGCCUGCGUUUACCCCCCGCCACCCAAGAUACAUGCCACCCUCCCAGCUACGCCCACGGCUGGCCUCGACCUCGACCAUCUCCGCUUCUUCCACCACUUUCUCGUAUCGGCCCACCCUCCACUGCCCUCUGGCGUCUCCACGGUCUGGCACAGCGUAGCCGCACUAGCCCAUGAGUACGAGUUCCUCGCCUCCGCCAUCCUAGCCCUCUCAGCCCAGCACCUAACCCUACUCGGCGGGGGGGACUUCUCGGUGCAGUCGCUCAGCCUGCGCGUGUCCGCCAUCUCGGGUCUCAACGACGCGCUGUCGCGGCCGUGCGUCACCCCCGCCGACGCCGACGCGCGCUACGCCGCCGUCGUGGCGCUGACGUUCCAGUCGUCGUACAUGGACGACGCCAUGAUGGAGUUCCUGGCCCUGCUGCGCGGCUGGAUGCUCGUGUCGACGGCGCUGGUCCCCGAUCCCGAGAGGUCCAUCUUUGGCGGGUUCACCCGGGACGCCUUUGUGCGGAGCAUGAGGAUGCGGGUGGUGGAAGAGCUGGGGGGCGCGGCCGGCUGUGACGGGGUGGUUGAGGACUUCUGCGCCUCGCUUAGAGUGGUUGCUCCCCGGUGCCAGAGCGUUGCCGAGCUGAAGUACCUGGCCAUGAUGGAGAGCAUUGCUCAGAAGAUUAAGAUAUCGCCUUUAGAUGCCUGCCUGGAGAUCGUCCCCUGCUACGCCAUGACCAACAAGAUGACGGCCGAGGAAUUCAGCGCCUUCACGGAUCCGCAAAAUUACAUCGCGCAGAUCCUUCUCGCCCAUUUCUUCAUGCUAGACUACAUCCUCGAGAUGUACGCCUUUGGUUCAGACGCAAAGCCUUUUGCUUUCCAGAAGCAAGUGACGCAGGCCUGGGUGAUCAGAGCUGCCGAGAAGCUGCCUAUCAGUUACCAGAAGUACAUGAUAUGGCCGUUAGGACUGGCCAAGAUGGAGAUGGCGGCGUGUAUUCAGGCACCAAGUUAA